UUAAACUGCCACAGCAUAAAAGUUAAAAGUUUUCAUGAUACCAAUUAACUUUUCAUGAAAGAAGUUAACUAAGAAUGGAAACGGAACAUAUUCGGAACGAUUCUUCUGUCUUGGGGGUAACGUGGUUCAGGUUCUAUGUAUGAUACUCCUCCCAGUUGUGUCCCAAACGAUAAACAGUAAUGUUCACCGAAUGAGAGAUUAUCUAUUUUUAGAUAUCUGGUUUCGUGAGAAUUAUCUGGUUUCGUGAAAAUUAUCUGGUUUUGUGAAAAAUUAUCUGGUUUCGCGAAACUUUUCAUGAAAACUUGUCAGUUCAAAGCACUAACUAGCAUAAUUUCGUGUUAAAAUAUUUCAGUGGCCUUUGUGAUAAUUUACUGUUUUCACGAAAUUCUCCAUUAGUAACGUGCAAACCUAAAUUAUUUUUGUGAAAGUUUUCAUGAAACCUGAUAAUUAAAUGGUGGCAGUUUUAUGCCACCAUACUAUCCUGAUGGUUUUGAAACUUACUUCAUCCCACUUAGCCGUUUAUAUGUGUAUGUAUAAAAUAUAUUGAAAUUAUGCACUGCGUGGUUAUUCAUAUUUCAGUGAAAUCUUAAAAGUACCUGGUGUACGUCAAUGUUCUCUAAACGAUAAUUUAUUAAAAAGACAUUGACAUCCGCAUGAUAUUCAUUGCUACAUAUUGAAACACUUUUUUACACGGCAGGUGCUUAACACGCGUGACGUAUGUAGCGUAUGUUCUAUAUAUCGUACCGAAACUCAGAUAUAUUGACCUUUGAUCUUUGUUGGUUCUACCCAUAUACGUACUAGUUUCUGUUUGGUAGCUCAAUUUAUGAUGCUAUAUACAAUAUAAAGUUCCUGCCAGUUAUUCAUUCUGCAUAGUGCCUGUUACAUAACUUCUAAAUAGUUGCAGGCGAACUACCACAACGUGAGAUAAAGAUGCAGGCAACACAUACUACAAGCAGACGAGAAGAACUCGAGGAGAAUAUGAGGGAAGACCUGAUCAAGUUCUACAGAAAAUAUUACUCUAAUAUUCCGGUUUCCCCUCUCGUAGAAGAACACGAUGUUCCACUGACAGAAUUUUAUGUGCAGCCACCACUUACUUCCAUUGAUAUACAAAGGAAGUUUGGACAUUGUCAGGAAUUUCCAAAAAAGACUUCAAUACAUUCAUACCGUGACGUGUUUUUUCGUGGAGAUGGUGAAUUGUACAAAGACAUUUACAUCACAGCAAAUGCCGGAGUUGGAAAAACAUCUUUUGCCAAAAAAAUCUGCAUGACAUGGUGCCAAGCCCAUAGACCCACUGAAACGUUGGAGCAGACAUUCAAGUCAGAAGAUAUCAAUUCCAUGAAAACCUUUGAAUUCUUAUUCAUGGUUUCAUUACGAGAUGUAGAUACCUCUAUAUGCGAUCUAGAUAGCAUGAUUGAAAUCAGCAUUCUUCACUAUUUAGCAAGAUGUUCUCGGUUUUCUAGACUUGACUUAGAGGAUAUUUUAAAUGAAAGGACAUGUUUAGUUCUUCUAGACGGUCUGGACGAAUGGGCCCACCCUACAAGCUGUGUCAGGGGUCGUCGUGAUGUUCAUGCAACACCCCACAUACCUGCAAGAGAACGAUGCACAAUCCUGACGACAACACGACCUUGGAAACUUGACGUUAUAAAAUUGGGUACAAGUCAAAUUGACAGACAUAUAGAAAUUAAUGAGCUGGACGAAACAUCAUCGAAAGAGCUUACAAGUAAUGCUAUCACAGUGUUAAACAGACAAAGCUUACCAGACCAGCCAAAGACCGUUGAAGAGUUCGAAAGUGCAACGUCGACUCUGAAGCUCGAUAACUUGCGAUAUAUCCCCUACAUCCUGCUGCAAAUGAUUUGCCUGUGGUUUGACGGAAAGUCAAUAGGAAGAACGAAGUGCGAAAUAUAUACUAACAUAAUAACACUAACACUAUCUCGGGGCUUACUCAAGAUAGAAAAUAAAGGUUUGCCACCAAUGAGAGGACAAAACUUAGAAACCACAUAUGAAAUCCCACCUUGCCUAAAGUCGAUUGACAUCUGUAAAUCGCAUUACGAAGUGUUAAUUGGUCUUGCGUUUCUGGCGUUUAAAAAACUAUUUAGUUCGAAAGCAGAAAGAAAUCUUGUAUUUGAUAGGUCUGAAGUGCUUCAAGUUAUAUCGGAGGACAUCCUCAGAUUUUGUUUAGAAAUAGGAUUUUUGUCACAAAAUAAAGACUAUGGUUUAGUCUCAGGAAGACGCAGUAUCCUUUCAUUUCAACAUAAAUCCGUCCAAGAGUAUUUUGCUGCCCUUUAUAUAUCUUCGCACAAUCAAGACAUAAAAGAUGACAUUUACAAAGUAUGUGAUACAUUGCCAGCUAUACUCGAGAUGUCUAAUGUUUUUAUAUUUCUCGCCGGAUUUAGCCCUGCUACCGUUGGGAAGAUUUUACAGACUAUCGGGGAAACUUUGUCUCGUGAUGAGAAAAUUGAGUAUUUCAGGAACAGCAUCAUAAAUAGCAAAAGUUAUGUACCAAAACAGGUUGAAUGCUGGGAAAUAAUGAAGUCGUGGCAGCGCAUGCUGACAGAUUCGGUUCAAGAAAUAAGUAACAGUGGUCAAAGUAAUGCUUACUUAUAUAUCGAAGAUUUACUUAUAGAUAGCACAAUAUCAAAAGAAACAUGUUGCAUACUUAAACUGUUAACAGAGAACAAUACUGAAAAGAUUAAAUCAAUUAGUAUAUCAGAAUGCCGAACACCAGAGGAGUUCACUGACAAACUUGAAACUCUUGGUCUGCAAGAUAAGCAUUCGUUACAUAUAUUGAUCAUCCAGGCUCUUCCUAAAGCAAAAGAUCUGCAUAGGUUACUUUCCGGAUCCGUACAAACAUUAACAGUCUUGAUUCUAGAAUUCAUAAUCUUUCAGAAUAGGUUAUUGAACAGAGAAAUCAUGGAAAUUCCCUCUGAAACAGUGAGCAUUCUGUCGAGCAUGACAAAUAUGCAAAUAAUAUAUCUGAGGAGAGGAAUAUUCGUCUGAAGCAUGGUGAUAUUGAACGUUUAUUUCAUUACCUGAUGACUAGAACAACAAUGACAUUAAUUAAUCUGUCUCACAUGAUUUGUAUGGAGCAUAAUGACCAAUGUAAUGCUUUCUGCCUCGACUUAUCUCAGCAUAAGAAACUUGAGGAUCUUGGAUUAGAUACCGUCCCUCUUUCAGAGCUGCAUGUUGAUGUUUCCUCAGUGAAGCUCUGUGCAAUAGGACACCUACAACAUGAUGUGCAAUCUUCCUUAGUUAAAUGUCUGCCUGAAGCAAUAAAUCUUCGUAUAGUGUCUUUCCAUAGUUUUCAGCCUGAACAAUCAGAGAUUAUUAUAGAUACAUUACAAAAAUUGCCAAAAGUGGAACGUAUUACUAUUCAGUUCUCAAAUCUUGGGGAUACAGCACUCAUUCUACCGACUUGUAUGAUAAAUUUAGAGAUUGUUCACCUCUAUAACGCAGUUUUGACGAGUACUUCGCUAAGAAGUCUCAUUGAAAGUGUAGACGUUCUGCCAAAACAAGUUUUGAUCAAUAUGCUGGCGUGUACCGUGAUACCUGAAAAAGAUUUUAGACAAGUGAAGGAAGAGAUAAGAUCAUCUCAAAAGUAUCAAGUCAUGUUUGAUGGUUUAAACAGGGGCGGUGAGGACAUGUUUCAGUUUCAAACAUGGAAUAAAUAAGAGCAUCUCCAACGUAUUGAGUCGCAUUUGUUUGGUUAAACAAAAGCAAGAAAAGUCCGCUUAUUUUUUCAAGCACAAAAAAUGCGUCCAACUGUUUGAUAUAGUGAUGGUACCAUUACACUGCGUGGUGAAUACUAAUAUAUAUUAAUUUAAAAUCGAAAAAUGUCAUGUUUAUUAAACUGGAAUGAGCUGGACUUGACCUGUUUGCAUUACAAUCAUGAAGAUUAACUAAAUAGAUGUUCCUGAUGAUAAUUAGAAAGUGAUAUGAUGUUUGUAUACAUCUACAUGUGUUAAUAGAAUAUGAGUGUAAAUGUAUUAAGUUGUCAAGGUAAUAAGCUUUAUUACUUUACAAUGAUGUCUGAAUUCAGUACGCAAAUGU
Molecule: messenger RNA, 4047 nt
Organism: Mercenaria mercenaria
Lineage: Eukaryota; Metazoa; Mollusca; Bivalvia; Venerida; Veneridae
Exons: 2
Coding region: 931-2997 (688 amino acids)
Source: RefSeq, a predicted model, not a curated record